Rhincodon typus (whale shark) is the source of this 2612-nucleotide messenger RNA. Its product is annotated as centrosomal protein of 192 kDa-like. Gene Ontology annotation, cellular component: cytoplasm; pericentriolar material; centriole. Gene Ontology annotation, biological process: centrosome-templated microtubule nucleation; mitotic spindle assembly; centrosome duplication. The transcript is spliced from 6 exons. Gene Ontology annotation, molecular function: protein kinase binding. The record is from RefSeq and is a predicted model, not a curated record. NCBI's taxonomy places the organism in Eukaryota, Metazoa, Chordata, Chondrichthyes, Orectolobiformes, Rhincodontidae. The annotation marks the transcript as partial.
GAUGCAUGGAUCAAGAAACUACUGCAGAAAUUUCACCUGCAUUUCUAACUGAUAAGCAAAUUGAAAAUGACAAAUUUCAAAUUGACCAGGAAGUAAGUUCAAGAAUUCACAUGAAUGGAAGUGAGAAUAUACAGUGUUCGAGUUCGCCUGUGAAAGCUGAAGAACCUAGAGCGUACAACGGUACAGAUUCUGUUUUAAGUAUAAGUACGAUUGCUUCAGCCAUAGCUGAUGCUUCUGUGAGUGCUGAUCCUGCUCAGUUAGCUGCAAUGAUUUUGGAACUUUCUAAUAAGAACAGGAAGAAAAGUGAGCCUGCAGCUAUAAGCAGAAAACCAAAUGUGCAAUUACAGGACCAGAAAAGCAAUAUGAAAGAUUUGGGUGUUAUGUUGGACAAGGGUCAUGAAAGAUCUGAGACCAAUGAAAGUAAAGUUCUAAAACCUGAAUUUAAACCAAUGCCAGAAUCUGCUUUUACUUGCAGUUCAGAUUCUGCUGGUCUUUGUGAAAAUUGCAGGAAUUCUCAUAGCAUGUUGAAUUCAUCUUCAGAAAAAUCUUCCUUAAGGAGAACCAGCAAGGAGGAAAAUAAGAAAUCAGUGCUUUCAAAUGAAGAGUUGUGCCAAAUUAAUCCAAUAAGCAAUAGUUGCUGUUGCAAAUCCGAAAAUACUUGUCUGUCAGUCAAAUUAGUUAAGGAUGCGAACAGACCACAUGGUCAAAAUGAAAUCACAGAAACCUGUGUAUUUGAGUCAAAUAGAUUUCCUGAUCCCAAAUGUGGCAACAGCCAGUUCACUGAUGCAAAGUGGAUGACAGAAGAGGGAUUUGUUAACAACAGAGCUUUUUCAAAUGGAAAUACAACCACUGACAUGCCAAAUAUAAACCAUACUAUUUCUGUGGUGGAGAAAGAUGAAGAAUCUCCUUCAGCUGUUUCGGAGAAACUUUCUGCCCAGGAGAGAGAGAAUGAAGCUUGCUUGGAUAAAGUGCUUUAUAAAGCAAAGGUUGAAAGUGUGUCUGAGAUGGCACAAAAAAAUGUUGAGAAAAUGUCUUCAGAAACUUGUGAGAGAGUGUUAAGAAUAGAACAUAAAGAUUUCAAAGUCCCUGUUUCUCCAGAACCUACUGCUGUUCAUGGUGUGACACUGAAUAAUUCCAGUUUGCGUCGUCCAACAUUGCAUACCACUGGAUCAGUGGAGCAAAGAUUUCGGGAAUUGACCAGCGAGACAAUGGGUGAAGACAACAAAGAGAUGCAUGUAAUUUCAAAGCUCCAAGAAGGGAGAGAUGAACGAGAGAGCUCCAAUUCCAACAAUGAGGAAGAAAGUGUCAACUUUCACCAAUAUGAUCAGGCACCAGUUGUACCAAAAAACCACACCGCUGAUCAUGGCUCUGCAGCAGACCAACUAAAUUUGAGGCCCUUGACUCAUUCGUCACCAGGCCAAGUAUCAGAUUUCCAAACUUCCACAAGCAGUUCCUCCUCAUUGACACACUCCAAUGCAACCCUUACCAGAUUGAGCUAUAUAUCUGGUAUUGAUGCAACACUACAAAACAGCACUGCCAUUGGAAGUCCAGUGAAUUCCAAGAAUGACCAAACCAUUGAGCUAAGCACGACAAUUAUUCGAUCAAGUCCCACACCAACACCAGAUCAAACUAUAAUUAAUUCAAGUGAUUUGACCUUUUCAAGCUCACUAGAAGAACGUAAAACAAAUUGUGAGCAAGGAUCGCAACAAAGAAGAUUGGGUUGUGAUAAACAGCCAAGUGAUCAGGCCAGAAGUCCUGAGAAUCAGGUUGAAAAAGCAUGUGUUUCACAAACAACUGAUAACCUAUCUUCUCCACAAUCUGAGAAAACAAAGAUUCAACCAAGUCAGCAGCGGUUGGAUGUUUUCCUUUCAGCAUCAGGCAAGCCAAUGGCAUAUGAAAAUCCAACUGUACUACAAAAAGCUGAUCAUGUUUGUGCAUCUGGGCAGGACAAGAUUAACAGAAUACAUUGUGUAGAAUCAGUGAAUGCUCCCUCUGCAACCAGUAGUGGAUUAAGCGUUCUCCCACCGUUAAGUACUGAUUAUAGAUAUACACCUAUCUCGAGCUUUAAACCUCCAGCAACGUCUUCAGAUGUGCCCAUGGCAGGUCCAGCAUUACUUACUGGGCAUUCAUUGUUAACAACUCCGUUGGCCCAACAGUAUCUGGGAACACUGACUUCUACUGCCAAUUGUUUAAAUGUGCCUUUGGCUUCAUGCUAUUUGGGCAACACUUUGUCAUCGAAUUUGCAUAGUCUUGCAGCUGGUUUACCUGGUGCUCAUGUGCUCAUGGAGAAUACUCAUCCACUUCAUCCUAAAUUAGGGACAAGAAUGCUUAACUCUGCGCAGUUUUACAGUGCACACGCUGUACCCUUGGAUUCUAAUUUUAUAACACAGCCUGUUGGUUACCAACCAUCUAGAAUAAGCAUGUUUGAUCAGUGGUCAGGUGGACUUCAACUGAAAGAUAUUGGUCAAGUGCUGGUCCCAGAGGAAUUGAAGUUUCCGAACUCCUGUUGUGUUGGAAUAGCAUCACAAACAUCUCUCAGCAUGUUUAAUCCAACUGAACGAUGGAUGCAAGUCUCUCUUCGAAUUGUUAGUGUUUCGGUGAAUGGAGAGAAG